Messenger RNA from Sesamum indicum (sesame), 2749 nucleotides. RefSeq names its product serine/arginine repetitive matrix-like protein. The record is from RefSeq and is a predicted model, not a curated record. Gene Ontology annotation, biological process: cortical microtubule organization. Lineage: Eukaryota; Viridiplantae; Streptophyta; Magnoliopsida; Lamiales; Pedaliaceae. Gene Ontology annotation, cellular component: cortical microtubule.
AGGCAAUAUAGCUGAAUGAAUGGUAAUGGUAGGAGGAUGCAAAAAUUGAUUGGCAGAUAGUGAUAAUGAUUCAGUAACCACGUUAUCAGCUCAGCCUCCGAAUCUCAUAUUGCCAUCACAUCCUUCCUCUCACUUCAUUCUAACAUCCACUACUACUACUCCUCCCAUUUCCAAAAACCAAAAAGAAUAAACAAAUAAUUCUUUAAUAUAACACUAUCACUCUGAAUAAGAUUAUUAUUGUAAAUAAUAUUUAGAGUAGUGAGUGAUGAUGAGGUAGUAAGUAAUGGAGAGCACAUGAGGAUGAGGUGGUGUCUGUAUUUCAUGUGUGUGUGUGUGUGCUUUUUUAACAAUGAAAUUCAGAUGAACAUGGGGGGUUUGGGUUUGGGUUUGCCUCUUUCUCCAUUGCUCAGCAGUGCAGCUGAUGAUGAGCUACAUCAUCUACACUACACUCGCACCCCUCCCACCUCUUCACUCUUCACUCUUCUCUCAUUCUCACAAAUACAAAAAUACACACAGAUCUGAUGAUGUAGGUAUCUCUCUCCUCUCCAGUCAGGCACCCACGCACAUGAUUCACCCAUCUUACGGCGCCCUAUUAACUAAUAAUAUAAUAAAUAGCCUCUUGUUGGUUGGAUCUCCAUUUUUACUCUUCACCACCAUGCUCUGACUUCUUCCCUCCCCUCCCACUGCUCCCCAUGAACCGCACCUUGAGGGAAUCUCUCAUCUCUGGCCCCCGCAACAACCACCGCCGUGGUCUCAGCCUCAACGCUCCUCCUAAUUCCGCCGAUGAUCAUCUAGAUCUCUUCUCCAAAAGUCGCCGCAGUCUCUCCCUCGCCUCCUCCGACGAGUCUGAUGUAUCGGUGAAAUUGGGGAGACUCUCCAUCGGAUCAGCAAAACAGGGGAAAAGUGGAUUGGAUGAUUUAUUGUCAUCAGCUGAUGGAGGAAAGCACGACUAUGAUUGGCUUCUUACUCCUCCUGGAACUCCGCUGGUCCCUUCUUCGGAUGGAAAUGAAUCUCAAAUGGGUCUCAUGGCUCCAAGAAGUGGUCCAUUGGUCAGAUCAAUCUCAACGACCAAAGCCUCACGGUUAUCAGUAUCUCAGUCAGAGAACAACCAUGUCACAAAACCGACCCGAAGCAGUUCGGUGACUAGACCUUCUGUCUCCAGUUCCCAGUACAGCUCCUACUCCAAUAAAUCAACCUCCAUUCUUAACACAAGCUCUGCUUCUGUUUCCUCUUAUAUUAGACCAUCCACUCCUACCAAUCGCUCUUCAUCUAGUGCGAGACCUUCAACCCCUUCUGCUCGACCAGCGUCAAGAUCGACAACACCUUCUAAACCCCGUCCUGCCCUCAGCACAUCUUCGGCUGAUAAACCAAGACCGCCCCAAAACUCAAGACCAUCUACUCCUACUUCUAGGCCACAAAUCUCUGCAAACUUGAAUUCUCCUGCUACUCGUUCUACAUCAAGGCCGUCAACACCUACUCGCCGGAAUCCCACACCAUCUUUAGCUUCUAUUUCUGGACCUUCAACCCCAGGUGGACGUAGCCUCACAAAUGGACGCGGUGUUGCUUCAGUUUCUCGCCCAAGCUCCCCUGGACCACGAGUUCGGGCCUCACCACAGCCAAUUGUGCUCCCCGAUUUCCCACUUGAAACACCACCAAACCUCCGAACAACUUUGCCAGACAGACCAUUAUCUGCUGGUAGGUCCAGACCAGGUGCGGCACUUACUGGAAAAGGGAAUAUAGAGCCUACACCUAAUACUGCUACCGUUACUAGGAGACAUUCAUCACCAAUGGUCAGCAGGGGAAGACUUGCAGAACCCACUGGAAGGGGUCGAACACCUGCCAAUGGACAACUGACUGAUGCAAUGGACUCUAAGAGAGAGUUGUCAACACGGAAAUCUGUAAAGGCAUCCACAGAUAGCACAGGGUUUGGCCGGACAAUUUCAAAGAAAUCCCUUGACAUGGCUAUACGUCAUAUGGAUAUAAGAAAUGGCAGCAAUGGUUUUCGUCCCCUUACAGGCUCAAAUCUAUUCCCUCAAAGCAUUCGAUCCACCAACCAGAAAAACCAACCAGGUGCUGCAUCUGCAAAUGGAAACCUGUCUAUCAGUAGUAAUGGGGCAAUUGCAGAAAACGGAAACCGGUUUUCUGAAAGUGGGAGUGAGGAAGAGAAAUCUCAAUCUUCCGCAAAACUGAGCAACAUUGAUAUUUAUGAAAGUUCUCGUUAUGACAUGAUCCUUCUCAAAGAGGAUCUAAAGAACACGAAUUGGCUUCAUAGUCUUGACGAUAAGUCUGACCAAGGAUCCAUCUUUGAUACUGGAUUUGAACUUCUACCAGAACCUUUUGAUCCUUUAUAACCUCAUGAAGAUCUUGGGUUUUAUUUCAGUCAUCAUCCUUCAUGAUUUUAUUUUCAAAUUCUUAUUCUUUCCAUGAAAGGUUGGGAGAUAAAACUAUGUGGUAUACCUGCUGAGAAUUCAUUAUUAUGAGCAAAAAGUCAUACUUAUGUAAUGUGGUUUGACAGAUAAAGAAUUGUUUGUCUUCGCUUGUUACACCCAAAAAAAUUGAAUGGCGUUCCUAUGAACAAUGUUUGUAGGAUAAAUUCUACCUGGGUAGGAGAGAAGGCAGAAAAUAGAACUGUCUUUUGGUGAUAGUAUUCUGGUGCCAGCCUAAACUUCUUGUGUUACAUUCUAUAUUGUGAUUAUCUCCCUUUUCAGGGAUGGAUUUGGUGAACCGAAAGUCAUCACAUAUGUUUUGU